AAGUAUAAUAAUUUUUUCUCAAAUUAUUAUAAACGAAUACAUUUUAGAACUGAGGACAUAGUGGCCAUUUUCAGACUGUCGAUCAGAGCUGCUCUUUUCUGAUAGUGAGGGAAACUGUCACAGUGAUUCUCCGUCACUACUCAAACCGGGGAUUUGAAAGUGAAACAAAAGAGAGGUAACGAGAGAACACGAGGCCUCACAUAGCUGUCUGAUCAGUCGUUUUGGAUUCACUCUGUGACUACAAUGGCGUACACAUCCUCCCUAGUUGACGAUCUGUCCUGUUCGGUUUGCUGUGACAUCUUUAAAGACCCUGUUAUCCUAUCGUGUAGUCACAGUUUCUGCAAAGGCUGUCUGCAGACAUGAUGGACGCAAAACCAGGAACAGAACUGUCCACUUUGCAAGAGGAGAUCUUCAAGGACCGAUCCAUCCAGGAACAUUGCCCUGGAGAACCUGUCGAAGGCCUUCAAGCAGGAGAACGCGGAUCUCUGCCCUCUGCACGAUGAGAAACUCAAGCUUUUCUGUCUCGAUGACUGGGAGACGGCGUGUCUCAUCUGUCGAGAUUCUGAAAAACACGCCAACCACAGAUUCCUUCCUGUGGAUGAAGCUGCCCUGAGCCGCAGAAAAGAAAUGAAGAAAUUACUAAAACCCCAGAAGGAGAAGUUAAACGACUUUGUUGAGAUCAAGAGAAAGUGUGAGGACAUAGCAGCGCACAUUGAUCUCCAGACCGCGCACACCGAGAGACAGAUUCAAAAGGAGUUUGAGAAGCUUCACCAGUUUCUCAAAGAUGAAGAGAAGUCCAGGAUCACUGCGCUGAGAGACGAAGAGCAGUUGAAGGGUGAGAAGAUGAAGAAGGAGAUUGACGAGUUGUCGAAGCAGAUAGAAACCAUUUCGCACACAGUCACCGAGACGGAGCAGCAGCUGGGGGCUGGAGACAUUCCCUUCCUGAAGAAGUUCAAAGCUACAAGAGAGAAAGUAGCCCAGCCCCAACCCUCGCCAGGUCUCCCCUAUGGAGCGCUGCUGGACGUGGCCAAACACCUGGGCAACCUGGCCUACGCAGUCUGGAAGAAGCUGGAGGAGAACGUCUCCUACUCUCCUGUGAUCCUGGACCCCAACACCGCUGGCCCCGAUCUCCACCUGUCUGAGGACCUGACCAGCGUGAGACGUGGAGUGAGACAGCAGCUCCCUGAGAACCCAGAGAGGCUGAAGCAUGGCAUGCUUGGAUCUGAGUCACUUGAUUCAGGGACCUGUGAGGUAGAGGUGGGAGACAGCGCUCAGUGGGAGCUGGGUCUGUCAGCUGCCCCGGACUGA
Messenger RNA from Gadus chalcogrammus (walleye pollock), 1308 nucleotides. RefSeq names its product E3 ubiquitin-protein ligase TRIM35-like. The transcript is spliced from 2 exons. The coding region runs from base 628 to 1308 and encodes 226 amino acids. The record is from RefSeq and is a predicted model, not a curated record. Lineage: Eukaryota; Metazoa; Chordata; Actinopteri; Gadiformes; Gadidae.